AUGGCGUCUCGUCGUCUACUCUUCACCAGACCGUCCACCGUAUACCGAGACGAAGACCAUGAGUUUGACAGUUACCAGGAUCUAGCCUCCUCCCAGCCAGUACCUUUGUUUCAGCUCUGCACCAAGACAGGCUCGAAAAGAGGCGCCAAAACCCGAAAGCUUCUAUCAGAGAUGUCAUCAAGCAGCGAACCGAAAGAACCACGUCCCAUGAGCCAACAAAAAGCCUUGUCUCAUCUCUCGGCCAUGCACCGUGCAAAUCAGACAGACCGUCAUUUGAACAUACCUGCAGAGUCCUUCACACCUUCGCGUCUUGAAUCGCAUGGUUGGGAGAGCAGCGACGAUGGUCACUUUCAACGCAAUCCUUUGACUUAUACCAGAUCCUAUGAGUCCUCCUACUCGCUAGGUACUCCUCUUCGUGAAUCUGUCUCCGAGCAUACCUCCUUGGACCUCUACGGAGCCAACUUUGAUCGAACCUAUAGUCAGUCCCCAUACGAGUCCCUACGAGUCCAAUCCCGCCUCAAGCGUCCUGAAACCCGGAUUACAUCUGGUCUGGAGAUCUCGGGCCCUGGGGCUCAGUAUUCGACUACUCAUUUGGAGCGCGCGCGUACCCUUGAACUGGAAAGGGAGGAGAAACAGCGCAGGUUCAAAGAAGAGGUCACCGCGCUGCUCAAGAACGUUGCGCAGAAGCCUGAAAGCCCCAAACUCGACAACGAGCAGUUGCUGGCCCGGGAAAACGCUAUGGAGACCAUUCCAGUCAAGACACAUGCGCCACAGGAGAGUCAGGCAUCCGAGACCAAGUCUACCAGUACAGCCAAUGUGUCUCACCUUGACAAUGACUCCACCGCUCAGAACAGCAUUUUGAGGACUCCUCCUGGACUCACCAGACCCGUUAGAGAAGCAGAAGCGUGGUUUCACAAGGAUAAUCGAGGACACAAAAAACUCCGCCAGCAAGUCAAGGGAAUCGCAGAGAACUGUGCUAGUGAGAAGGAGAAACAGACGACACAGCUACUGGGUGAUGUCAUCCUCAAUCUCUAUUCCUACGUCGCCAAAGAUCGCAAGAAGCAGGCUGGCAACUUUGCUGACUGGGGAAGCGUGGAUCCUCAUUACUGUUCACCCAGCCAGGACGGCAACCAUAGCUACUUUGACUACUGA
Aspergillus luchuensis is the source of this 1152-nucleotide messenger RNA. RefSeq lists its product as uncharacterized. The record is from RefSeq and is a predicted model, not a curated record. The transcript has a single exon. Lineage: Eukaryota; Fungi; Ascomycota; Eurotiomycetes; Eurotiales; Aspergillaceae. The coding region runs from base 1 to 1152 and encodes 383 amino acids.